This is a messenger RNA of Dermacentor albipictus, 1763 nucleotides long. Its product is annotated as mitochondrial fission 1 protein-like. Gene Ontology annotation, cellular component: peroxisomal membrane; mitochondrial outer membrane. The record is from RefSeq and is a predicted model, not a curated record. Gene Ontology annotation, molecular function: protein binding. Gene Ontology annotation, biological process: autophagy of mitochondrion; peroxisome fission; mitochondrial fission. Lineage: Eukaryota; Metazoa; Arthropoda; Arachnida; Ixodida; Ixodidae.
CGUUUUCCGCGCACAUCCGGUCUGGCAGAUGCUGGUCCACUAAGAGACGGCGCCAGCGAGCCAGCUUCCCACCAAAGUCGUGCAUCGUGCAGCAGCAGCAGCCGGCGGCUGUAGUAACGCCAGAGGGCGAGCCAUGUCUCGUCCCGCGCCGCCCGACUGCGAGAGGCUCUUGCACGCGUACGUGGACUCUGGCGAGCUUCACCGCAUCGAGCUCUGCUACAACGAGCACUUGCACCACGGGCACAUGCUGCCGUCCGUGCAGUACGACUACGGUCGCUGCCUCGUCUUCAGCCGCUUCCCGGCAGACAUCAUCAAGGGCAUCGUGCUCAUGGAGCAGCUGAUUCAGCUCGAGUACCGGCCCGUCGACAGCUGCUACAUGACGGCGCUGGCGCACACGAAGCUGGGCAACUACAACACGGCGCUGCAGUUCGCCAAGAUGAUGCUGGUGAAGGACCCGCGCAACUGCCAGGGUGUCGAGCUACAGGAACUGAUCCACCGCAAGGUGCUGCGCGAGUACCUGUUCCAAGUGGCCGUCGUCGGCGGUGUGGUGAUCAUGAUCGGCGUGCUGAUCUCCAUGGCCAUGGCACGGCGCUGACGCGACACUCCGAAAAGAACCUACGUGUGGUCUCGACGGACACUUCAGCCACCUGUUUUCUUGCAGACUGUCCACGGGGAAUCUUAACGUUCAGCUCAGCGUAGAGAACUUCGCGGCUGAAGCUCAGCGAGUCCGUUUCGAGGCGGGGGCUGGUUGUUGCGCGAACGUGGAGCGAGCUUUCUAUAGAUCUCCAUGCCACCCACAACGAGUGGCGUGCUUUAUAUAGAUCUCCAUGCCACCCACAACGAGACGAUCGUUUACAAACACGACGCCAACGAUGCCAAUGAGUUUCCAUGAAUUCUCCCUGUAUGUUCCGCGUUGCUCUAUCCCGUUCUGUCCUCUGUCGGACCUUGCUCAAUGACAAGAAAAAAGUCUGCAUGUCAAACCCGGAUGUACGGCAAGUGAAACAAGACCAAGAGAAUGUGUAGCGAGACAUGUCUUCAGGCUGCUGUCGCAAAAUGUCCUUGUCAGCUUCCUCUCCGCAACCGCAGCCUUGCCUUUCGAAAUGAUAGUUAAUGUGAAAUUGGGAAAACGGGAAAAGGAUUGCGGAAUGAAUAAGCCAAGGCUCAGAACGCGGGACCUGAGUUCAGAACUAAAUUGUAGGUGUAUUUUGCUACUUCGGGAAUGAUUCAGGGCGGCGGCCGCUGACGGGACCCAAUUUUUUAUGCAUAAUUGAAUUUUGCCAGAACUGUAGUUCGCAAACGAUUAACAAGAUGUUCUCCGCGGUACAAUGACCCCUUGCUCCCCGCCAACACCGGUAGAAAAUUAGCAGUCAUUCGGCAAACUAGACAACAGCCACCGCCAUAUCUUUGCUCUGCUGCCGAUUCGCCGUUCCCACGCUUUGCAAACUGCCCAUCAAGCCUUCUUUAUUCUAGUGAAAAGGGUGAAAAGAAAACCGUGGCAGUCGUUGCAAACAUAUCUCACAACGUUUCCGUGUGAUUACAGCCACUUGCGUCGUCAUUUGGGGCAGUUCGUGAAUUAAUAUGAUCGAAGUUUUUUUUACGCUAGCGGCAUUCCUUCCGCAUAGAGCAAGCAAACUGUUCAAUAAACAUUGCGCCAGGCGACAAUUCUUGGAAAAGGUCAGAAAAUUUCGAGAAGUUCAUGUCUGCCGCAUCCAAAUGUUACAAAAUUACAAUAAUAAACUCAAAGGCGUCAUUGUCUGAUAGCA